Messenger RNA from Arabis nemorensis, 1254 nucleotides. The record is from the annotation of a GenBank genome assembly. NCBI's taxonomy places the organism in Eukaryota, Viridiplantae, Streptophyta, Magnoliopsida, Brassicales, Brassicaceae.
AUGGGAAAGUGGAACCAUCGAUCCAGAUUCAGCCGUCGCAGAUCUCCGUCGCGAUGGUAUAGCGAACGACCUUCUUCUUCCGGUUAUGGUGGAGACGAUGGGAUUCCUAUAUGGGAGAAGAAAUUCUGUGAGGUGAUUGGUUCAGUGCCAUGGCAAAAAGUAGUUGAAGCUAGUACUUUCAAGAGCUGGUACCAAGGUAAUGUAACCACUUGGAAUGACUCUGCCUGUGAAGAGACUUUUCGUAACGAGAAAAAGCGGUUUUGGUCACAAGUCAAUGGCGUUCACUGUGAUGUUUCUCUUCCUGAUCCGAAUCUUUACAUCAGUGAAGUUGAUUGGGAUACUUAUAUUGACCCUGAACUGAUUAGGGAUUUAGAAAAGGCUUACUUUGCUCCUCCUGAUGAUGUAAAUACCGGUUUUAAACGAGGGCGUCGAGACAAGGAUUGGAAUAGAUUUAACCCAGUGCCUGUUGAAGAGAGUUUGUUGGGGAAGAAAUCGAAUGGUUGGGACGUAUCAGAGAGUAAUACUGAUCAUCCGAAAGAUAGGGGGUGGACUUUGGAAGCUAAGCCUGGUUGUGGAAACGAGAAGGCGAAUGAUACAACAACUUCUGGGGAUUGCUUGACGACUGAGGGAUGGAGGGAGAUCCAGUGUAAAACCAAAGAAAGAGGUAAUGACAGUUGGGGUAACUCGGGCCAGGGAAACGACGGAUGGGAUAAGUCAGGGCACCAAAAUAAGAAAGCAAAAGGCUUUGAAAGUGUCCCAGCCGAAGAGUAUGAAAUGGUCGAUAAUCCUUGGGAAGCCAAGCCUAGUGGUAGAAAUGAGACAGAAAAAGACACCAUUUGGGGAAGUUGCUCUGGUAAGGGAUGGGAGGAUAGAGGUUGGGGUAAUAAUGAUUGUUGGGGUGAUGGUGGAUGGGAAAACCGGAAUUCGGGAAAUCAAGUUAGAGAGACGAAGGAUUGGCGUAGUAAGGGAUAUAGGCAGGAUUUUCAGGAGCCGAAGGGUUCUAAUCCAUGGAAAGUUGGCUUUGUUCCUGAAAAUGCAGGUUUUAGAGGUUAUGGGGCAAAUGCAAGCGGUUGGCAAACACAUCGAGCAAGUGAGACGAAUCGAAGAAAUUGGGAUAUGAAACGAUCGAGUGAUGGUUGGGGUAGGCGAAAUCAGGAAAGAGAUUACUCAUGUGGCUACAAUUCUAACUACCAAAACUCAAGGCCUAGAAGAGAUGAUCAUCAGAACAGGAAGGUCAAUUUCUCAGCUAAGUAG